Messenger RNA from Knipowitschia caucasica, 4461 nucleotides. The record is from the annotation of a GenBank genome assembly. NCBI's taxonomy places the organism in Eukaryota, Metazoa, Chordata, Actinopteri, Gobiiformes, Gobiidae.
AUGGACAACCAAGGCAGACAUCACCAGAACUGGCAGGAAGGCUGGAACCAGGCCAGAGGAGGACCCAACUUCAGACCAGACGGCGGGCACCCGGGCCGGAACCAGAGCGAGUUCAGGGGGGCUCCGAAGAGGGGGAGGCAGAACUUCCUGGACUCGUCCCCCGGAGGCUUCCGCGGGGGCCACAGUCCUCUGCUGCGGGACGACCUCCGAUGGCUCAUAAACCCAGAAGGGCUCCCGGGAAACCAGAGGAGGGAGCAGCCGAACUGGAGGACGAGGCCCCAGUCGGAAAGUCCAAGAGAGGACGCAGAAGGGAACAACGGGAAUGGGCACAAAGCAGGCAAAAGAAGAAACAGAAACAGGAACUCCCAUUUUGAAAACGCUAACGACGCCGCGAACGAAACUUCCGGCAAAUCCGACCGCAACCGUCAGGCAGAACGGCGGCUCAAGAAGGAGGAGAUCAACUCUUUGAGAAAGGAGCGGCAGGAGUUGGCAGAGAUGGCUCCUCCCAGCGCGGAGCAGGUCGUGGCCAUCGGCGCUCUCCUGGAGAACCUGGUGCGCGAACACGGCAUGACCGACGAAGACGUGGAGGCGCGACGGCGAGCAGUGUCCGUGAUGCAAGACCUCCUGCUGUCAGUUAUACCCGGAAUUUCCCUGCGUCUCUACGGUUCAUCGUGCAACAAAUUUGGCUUCAAGAAAUCCGACGUGAACAUUGACAUUCAGUUUCCACCAGAGAUGACUCAGCCAGACGUCUUGUCUCUGGUGAAAGAAUGUCUGUCAGUGAGCCCUCUCUAUGAUGAAUUAGAGGCAGACUUUCACGCCAGGGUUCCGGCUGUUGUUUGCAAAGAGAAAAAGAGCGGUCUCGUCUGCAAAGUGAGCGCAGGGAAUGAGAACGCCUUCCAGACUACCUCGUAUCUGUCCGCUGUCGUCCGCCUGGAGCCCGUCGUGCUGCCCCUGGUGCUGGGCCUCCGCCGCUGGGCCCAGAUUUGUCAGAUCGACCGUCCAGAGGAGGGAGGACUCCCAGCGUACGCAUUCGCUCUCAUGGUCAUCUACUUCUUACAGCAGCGGCCACUGCCUCUGCUGCCAACGUACCUGAACCAAGAGAUCAAGGUUUUCUCCCUGAGUCGACUCAAAGACUUCUGUAUGACGCACGUGGAUGACGGCCACAUACACUGGGUCUACACGCCCUCCUCCACGGCGCAAACGGCCGACAAGUCCAGCGUCAGUGGGAAGAUGCCACUGGCGCUCCAGUCGCCUCGUCCUCCGGUGGAAGUCGGUCAGCUGUGGGUUGAGAUGCUUCGGUUCUUUUCCUUUGAGUUUAAAAUCGAGGACUACGUGAUCGGGGUGAGAACUCGAGCCGUUCUGUCCCGAGAGAUGAAGGACUGGCCCAAAAAACGCUUUGCUGUCGAAGAUCCGUUUUCAGUGAAGAGGAACGUGGCGCGCUCGGUCAACAGCCAGCAGAUGUACGACUACAUCGCCCACUGCCUCAAAACCACGUACAAGUACUUUGCUCUCCCGCCCAACACCACGCCUGGGCCAAAGUCCAAAGGCAGCCACGGGAAAGACGCCCUGCCGGACCCAAACAAACUCAUCAUCGACCCCCAGUCCUCCACCCAGUCCCAGGAGGAGGAACCAACUCCGGAAGACUCGGACUGCAUCAUCGAGGAAGAACUGGACGACAGCGAAUCGGAGAAGGACGCGGAGAAGGCCGACGUGGUCAAGGGGAGUCUGUCCGAGGACGAGGGGGACGAAGAGUGGACUCCGGCCGCGGGACACCAGGACAGCGUCACCACGGAGGACGAGGAGCAGUUCCAGGUGGAUGGGGUCUCGGGGGAGGAUCUGCGGUCGGAGGACGAGAGGCCGGAGCCGCUGUCCGCAGAGGAGCCGGCGGAGGACGGGACCAAGACGGAGAAACAGGAAGGGAGUCUGACCUACAAGUUCAACAAACACGCGUUCACCAGAGGAAAGAGACACAUCAUCGUCUGUGCCUUGUGCAAACGCGACGGUCACAAGAAGAAGGAUUGUCCCGACGACUUCAAGAAGGUGGAGCUGGACCCGCUGCCGGCGAUGACCCCAGACUUCCUGAGCGUCCUGGACAAUGUGUGCCAGCAGUGCUUCACGGACUUUGCCCCAGGAGAACUGGAGGAGAGAGUCCGAGACCACAUCCUCUUGGAUUUACAAGCUUUCGUCAGACGCCACUUUCCAGGUGCCAAGUUGCAGCUUUUCGGAUCGUCCAAAAACGGCUUCGGUUUUCGGCAGAGCGACCUCGACAUCUGCAUGAUGUUGACCGGCCGAGACACGAUCGAGGAUGACGAGUGCAUUAGUAUAAUUGAAAGCCUGGCCAGACUAUUGAAGAAACACUCAGGUCUUAAGAACAUCCUUCCCAUCACCACGGCUAAAGUCCCCAUUGUCAAGUUUUGCCACGUGCAAACUGGACUGGAGGGAGACAUCAGCUUGUACAACACUUUGGCCUUGCACAACACUCACUUACUCGCCUCCUACGCUGCCAUCGACCCGAGAGUGAAGAUCCUGUGUUACGUCAUGAAGGUGUUUGCCAAAAUGUGCGACAUUGGGGAUGCGUCUCGGGGUAGCCUCUCGUCCUACGCCUACACGCUCAUGGUGCUGUUCUUCCUGCAGCAGAGGAAUCCUCCGGUCAUCCCCGUCCUGCAGGAGAUGUACAACGGGAAGAAGCCGGAAAGAAUCGUCGACGGUUGGAACGUCUACUUUUUCGACGAUCUGAAAGCGUUGCCGAGUCGCUGGCCGCACUGUGGGCAGAACAAAGAGACGGUGGGGCAGCUGUGGCUGGGCCUGCUGCAGUUCUACACCGAGGACUUUGACUUCAGGGAACACGUGAUCUGCAUCCGACAACACGAGCGUCUCACCACCUUCAACAAGCAGUGGACCUCCAAACUCAUCGCCAUCGAAGAUCCCUUUGACCUGAAUCAUAAUCUGGGCGCUGGACUCUCUAGAAAAAUGAUCAACUUCAUCAUGAAGGCUUUCAUCAACAGCAGGACGCUCUUCGGGACUCCUGUGAGGAUCAUUCCCGUUCAGUAUCCUUCUACGAUGGAAUAUUUCUUUGAUCCCGACGUUCUGACGGAAGGAGAGGUGGCUCCCAACGACCGGUGCUGCAGGAUCUGUGGGAAGAUCGGACACUUCAUGAAGGACUGUCCGAUGCGGAGGAAGUCGCGUCACAGACAGGACUCGGACCGGGACGACGGGCGGGAAAACCAGGAGCAGUGGAGGAAACGGGAGCCUCUGGAGCCGCGAUGCUGCUUCCUGUGCGGGUCCAACGCUCACAUGAAGAAGGACUGCCAGAUGUACCGGGGGCCCGCAGGAAACAUGCGGCUGGACGGUCCUUCGCCCUCGGGCCACUUGGGAGCUCGGCGAGGGAGGGACAAGCCGGGCAACUCUGCGAAAGAAGAAAACAAACGGCUCGUACUAAGUCCCCACGCAGGUACAUUUGAGCGUUUUUCCACUCGCGCUUUGAUCCGCGUUCUCCGUCUGCCUUCUCAGUCUGCCUUCUCCGUCUGCCUUCUCCGUCUGCCUUCUCCGUCUGCCUUCUCCGUCUGCCUUCUCCGUCUGCCUUCUCCGUCUGCCUUCUCCGUCUGCCUUCUCCGUCUGCCUUCUCCGUCUGCCUUCUCCGUCUGCCUUCUCCGUCUGCCUUCUCCGUCUGCCUUCUCAGUCUGCCUUCUCAGUCUGCCUUCUCAGUCUGCCUUCUCAGUCUGCCUUCUCAGUCUGCCUUCUCAGUCUGCCUUCUCAGUCUGCCUUCUCAGUCUGCCUUCUCAGUCUGCCUUCUCAGUCUGCCUUCUCAGUCUGCCUUCUCCGUCUGCCUUCUCCUUCUCCGGCUGCCUUCUCCGGCUGCCUUCUCCGGCUGCCUUCUCCGGCUGCCUUCUCCGGCUGCCUUCUCCGGCUGCCUUCUCCGGCUGCCUUCUCCUCGGCUGCCUUCUCCGGCUGCCUUCUCCGGCUGCCUUCUCCGGCUGCCUUCUCCGGCUGCCUUCUCCGGCUGCCUUCUCCGGCUGCCUUCUCCGGCUGCCUUCUCCGGCUGCCUUCUCCGGCUGCCUUCUCCGGCUGCCUUCUCCGGCUGCCUUCUCCGUCUGCCUUCUCCGGCUGCCUUCUCCGGCUGCCUUCUCCGGCUGCCUUCUCCGGCUGCCUUCUCCGUCUGCCUUCUCAGUCUGCCUUCUCAGUCUGCCUUCUCAGUCUGCCUUCUCAGUCUGCCUUCUCAGUCUGCCUUCUCAGUCUGCCUUCUCAGUCUGCCUUCUCAGUCUGCCUUCUCAGUCUGCCUUCUCAGUCUGCCUUCUCAGUCUGCCUUCUCCGGCUGCCUUCUCCUUCUCCGGCUGCCUUCUCCGGCUGCCUUCUCCGGCUGCCUUCUCCGGCUGCCUUCUCCGGCUGCCUUCUCCGGCUGCCUUCUCCGGCUGCCUUCUCCGGCUGCCUUCUCCUUCUCCGGCUGCCUUCUCUUCUUUUUAA